Molecule: messenger RNA, 1634 nt
Organism: Plutella xylostella (diamondback moth)
Lineage: Eukaryota; Metazoa; Arthropoda; Insecta; Lepidoptera; Plutellidae
Gene: CCHa1
Product: neuropeptide CCHamide 1
Source: RefSeq, a predicted model, not a curated record
ACACUGGCGAGGAGCGCGGGUAGACACCUGUUGACCGCCAAGCUGGCUGGAAACCUCCGAGCACUCAUUAGCCACCAGAACUAACCAGCAUCACAAUGGGCCAGCAAUGUAGCCCGCGCGCCCGCUCCGGCUCGCCCUCGGCCGCCGUCGCCCGCGCCCUCGCCCUGCUCCUCGUCAUCUGCCUCGUCCAGUGCGCUGCAGAGCAGAGAAUUAACAAUAGAGGUAGCCAGUCUUCGAAACUAGUUGGGAAUGCCAACGGUUGGCGAAGUCAGCGCGGAGGAUCGUGCCUGAGCUAUGGACAUUCGUGUUGGGGAGCACAUGGGAAGAGGUCGGGGAAGCCCCCUGCAUCAGCUCCAGACUGGUACCUCACCAGGCUACUCCGCAAAAUGGCCGCCAAUGGAGAUCUGGAGGGCACAAAACCUGAAGAAAAUGGUGACACCAACGCCAUCUUUCGGGUGGAUGCUGCAGGUGACACGGUGGUGAACAACCGACUCAAUGAAGAUUCUUCAAAUGAAAUACUGGGAUCAAAAAGAAACCCUGAAGGAAUACCAAUGGUAGAUGACGACGUGCUAUCCAAGGCAAAAUUAUGGCAAAUGAUUAGGGCGGCUUCAGAAGAAAAUUAAAUAAACCUAAUUUACCUACUUUCGACUGACAUUAGGUUAUUUCAUGAAAACUACCUACUUACAUUUAUAAUUACUUAAUUGGCUAAUUUCUCAUGUAGUCUUAUACCAACCUACAGAUAGUUAUUGAUCAAUAAAAUGUAGUGUACUGUAAUAAAUAAACUUUACCCGAACCCUAGUACUGUGGCAUAAAAUAGAUGAAUACUGAUAUUAAAAAGUUACCUUUAUCUGUUAAACAUAUAAAACAUCUAUUGUAUUAUUAUGGUUAUACAUAAAUUUAAAUUUAAGUACAUUGUCAAUUGUAGGGCUGGGUUACAAUUGACAUGAGAGUUUUUAAUACCUACUUACUUUUUUUUGUAUUAUACUUGCUAAGAAAUAUAGGUCAAAUCAGGUUUUAUAAUUACAUUCCAAAACAUAAAACUUUCAAAAUAGGUAAAAGUAUAGGUACGUAUUGUCAUAGACAUUGCUUAUCAAUUUUAUCAUGAACUAUAAAACACGUAGGUACUUACGUAACUAUUUCGAAAAAUUUUAAUCGUUAACUUGCUAUGGUUUGUAACUUUUUUCUGUAGUUUACUUUAUUCUAAUAGUUUAAAGUCUAUAACAGUGUGCUUAUACUAUUAUAUUUUACAAGGUUAUUUUUAGACUCUAUACUUCUUAUACAUUAGGUAUAGAACUUUUAAACAUUAAGUUAUUAAUAUGUGGUUACGUAGUAUAUAAUUUGUUUUAUUAAACUAAUUUUUUUAUUUAAAAAACACAGAAUAUCGUCGUUUAGUAAAUCUUUAUAAGUACAUCAUACAUAGGUACAUCAAUAUUGUAUCUAUCCUAGCCCAUCUUUUAUCUACCUCUUACAAAAUCUUUGGAGGUUGUAAAAAACACUGAAUUUAUCUCUGCGUGUUGGAAUAGUAUAAAUAGAAUAAAAUUGCAAAAUACUUUAUGAAAUACUUACUAAAUAAAAAGUAUCUUAUUGUUGUUAGUUACUUAUUAAAGAAAUAAACAUGACAGUUAAAUACCCAA